UCUCGCUGUUCUAUUUUUUUCCUCAUUUGCAUUAACCCUUUCUCACCUUUUUUUGAACCUCCAGGACUUCUCAGAAGUGGCGGGAGACAAUAUUCCUCAGCAAAAAGCCAAGAUAGUAAGAAACAAGCCACACUUCUCCUUGGGGAGGCUGAUAGGAGUUUAAAAGGUUUGUUGUGGCGAGUGUCACAGACAUUCCCAACUCCAUCACCAACUCUUUGCUUCCACCUCUACCCACUGGAGACCACUUAGACACCUAAGCGGAGGCGAUAGCAGAAUUCAGGAAACCAUGCAUCAUGUCACCGGGAGACAGCUGCAGACUUUAAACUCCGUUCACCAUGCGGAUGCGGCCGAGAAAUGACCUGUCCAGGCAAGCCAGGGCAGCUCCUGAACUGGUUCCUCUGCUCCCUGUGCGUCCCGGGAGUGUGCAAGCUCUGGAGCAGCCGGCGCCCCAGGACCCGGAGGAACCUCUUGCUGGGCACUGCCUGCGCCAUCUACCUGGGCUUCCUGGUGAGCCAGGUGGGGCGCGCCUCGCUCCAGCACAGACCCGCAGCGGAAAAGGGGCCGCACCGGCGCCGAGACACGGCCGAGGCACCCUUCCCUGAGAUACCCUUGGAUGGUACCCUGGCCCCUCCCGAGUCCCAGGACAAUGGAACCACCCUGCUGCCCAAUGUGGUGUACAUUACCCUCCGCUCCAAGCGAAGCAAGCCCGCCAACAUCCGCGGCACGGUGAAACCCAAGCGCAGGAAGAAGUAUGCAGUGGCAUCCCUGGCCCCAGCACAGGAGGCUUUGGUCAGACCAUCCCUUCAGCCGCAGGGAGCAGCAGGGGCAGCUGAUGCUGAAGUGCCUGGGUACAUCCAGAGAGGAAACCUGGCCAAGGUCGGGGAAAGAUCCUGGAGAUUGAUACGGGGUCCGGGAGGACCAGUUGGGGGCGCAGAUUUCCAGCUGCCCCAGGCCAGGGAGAGCAACAUCAGGAUCUACAGUGAGAGCGCCCCCUCGUGGCUGAGCAAAGAAGACAUCCACCGAAUGCGCCUGCUGGCAGAUGGUGCCGUGGUGGGCUUCCAGCCAGUGUCCUCUAAGAGCCAAGCGCAUUUGCUGGUGCUGGAGGGGAGCACCGCUGGCUCUGUGCCUGGUUGCGGCUCUAGCCCCUGCGGGCUGGUCAAGCAGCCCUUGGACAUGAGUGAGGUGUUCGCCUUCCACCUGGACAGGAUCCUGGGUCUCAACAGGACCCUGCCUUCUGUGAGCAGGAGAGCAGAGUUCAUCCAAGAUGGCCGCCCCUGCCCUGUUAUUCUCUGGGAUCCAUCUUUAGCUCCAACAAGUAACGAGACCCACUCUUCUGUGAAGCUCACCUGGGGAGCCUACCAGCAGCUGCUAAAGCAGAAGUGCUGGCAGCAUGGCCGCGCACCCAGACCCGAGUGGGGUUGUACUGCGGUGCAUCACCAUGAGUGGUCCAAGAUGGCCCUCUUUGACUUCCUGUUACAGAUUUAUAAUCGCCUAGACACAAAUUGCUGUGGAUUCAGACCUCGAAAGGAAGAUACCUGUGUACAGAGUGGACUGAGGCCAAAAUGUGACAACCAAGAUUCUGUGGCUCUCGCACACAUUAUCCAGCGAAAGCAGGACCCAAGGCAUUUGGUCUUUCUAGACAACAAGGGUUUCUUUGACAGAAGUGAAGAUAACCUAAACUUCAAGCUGUUAGAAGGCAUCAAAGAGUUUCCUGAAUCUGCAGUGUCUGUUUUGAAGAGCCAGCACUUACGGCAGAAACUCCUUCAAUCUCUGUUUCUUGAUAAAGUUUAUUGGGAGAGUCAAGGAGGUAGACAAGGCAUUGAAAAGCUUAUUGAUGUAAUAGAACAAAGAGCCAAGAUCCUUCUCACCUACAUCAAUGCACAUGGGGCCAAAGUAUUGCCUAUGAAUGAAUAACAAAAGGGUCUUCUGGUUAGAGGACUAGAUACAUUUAUGCAUUUUUGUUUCUAAGUCAAGUACACAAACUUCAACUCCUUUUAGGAAUGAGAUCGAGUAGAUAAAUACAUAAAAUAAAUGAAUUUAACCAAGUGUAUAUGAUGGGCCUGCAAGCCAUAAGCAGACUUAUAAAGCUUUUAAAAAAUAUUCUCCUUAAUAAUAUUUGUUUAUAUUUUCCCUACCAUCAUCAUGUGAGUCUCAACAUCUGAUUACAAAAUGGUUGCAAUUAUUAUGACAGCAAGUUUUGUUAAGACAUUUGUCAUAUUGUUGAAUAGAACAGCAUAAAAUGACUCCUUUAAGAAAUAUUUUAUGCCAUUUUCACUGGUCUGACCAAAUAUUAAUGGGAAUGAGUCUUGAAUAUUUCUGUUGCUGAUUGCUAAAACAGAAGUCCCCGCACUUACCCAGCGGCACCUCUAAACUGGAAAACCGAGGCACAUGACCUACAAAUAUAUCAGUGCCUACAAUAAUUCUAAAUAGAAAUGGUGAGCUGUUUGCAAAACUACCAGUUUAUAUUCUAUUGUACCUAUAAAUAAUUAGCUGUUUCUGUGAUUCUGAGCAGCAAGAAUCACAUUUUCCAUUCCCUUUUAGAAAUUUUUGUCGUCAGUGUAGAAGUAGUCCAAAUCUGACAAUUUAUAUGUUAGGUAGUUUUGCCCUCUCAAUUUUGGUCCAAUUUACGUCUAGUGGCUUAAAAAUUAAUUUUAAGAUUUGAAUUUAUCUACUUGAAACUGUACUUAUGGAGUAGCCCCCCCCCUUUUAAAGAUGUUAUUUUAAAAAAAUUUGUAAUUUCUACAGGGGUUAUAUAUAAUUUCUGUAUAUUUCAUAAAGAAUAGAUUUCUUCAAAUUUGUUCGGUGUAAUUACAUUUAAGCUGAUUUGAUUGAUAUUGCCUAAAUAUUGGUAAUAGGAUUAGAUGUUGACUAUGUUUAAAUAUAUUGCUUGGCUUAUUCUGACAUAAGAAAUGUGAACUAAAUAAAUUAAAACUGGAUUCUGGUAAUUUGUCCUAAUGGAAAGCACAUGACUAGAACUAAAACAGCAUAUUUGGGUAUUAUUAAGCCUUAAAGAAUUCUCCUCAAACUCUCUCUACCAACUUUUUAAUUAGUGGGAGGAUGUGGCAUGUAGUGUUCAUGUAUUGGGUCCUUAUAUCCUUGGAAGAUACCCAUGUUGUUAUGUAUGACAAAUAUUCAUAUAGAGGUUUCAGAUCUUGAAUAAAUCAUCAUUGCCCUCCCAUCCCAUAUACCCCACCCCUUAUUUAAAAGCUGAUAUGCUGACUUUUCCUUUCCCUGAAAGUUUUAAAAUACAGUUUAAGAAUGUUUUAAAUAAUAAGUUUAAGAAUGUUUUUAAUAACAAUGAGAGCAUAGCUAUAGAUUCUAAUUCAUACAAAAGUAUAGGGUCAAAAUGUUAAAAGUAACAUGUUAAGUACAGGAGAAGAUAGACCAAGGAGAAAGGAAUCGUUUUAGCAUCUAAUUAUAGCUAUUU
Messenger RNA from Myotis davidii, 3427 nucleotides. It is a transcript of the gene GASK1B, whose product is annotated as family with sequence similarity 198 member B. The record is from RefSeq and is a predicted model, not a curated record. The coding region runs from base 355 to 1914 and encodes 519 amino acids. Gene Ontology annotation, cellular component: Golgi apparatus. The transcript has 5 exons. NCBI's taxonomy places the organism in Eukaryota, Metazoa, Chordata, Mammalia, Chiroptera, Vespertilionidae.